UUUUUUGUUCCCAAUAAAUUUAUACAUCCAUACCCUAUAUAACCAACAACAAAAAGAUCAACAUAACUCUCGAUAUAGAACACAUAGACAAAACAACAUGGGUUUAGCCGGACAAAAAACAAAGCAACGUAUAUCAAUGGAUCCUAAUAAUCUUACCUGGAGUAAUGAUACAUCGAAAUUUGGUUUCCGUAUGAUGGCCAAGAUGGGCUGGGCUCCUGGUAAAGGUCUUGGUGUGAAUGAAGACGGCAAUCAACAACAUGUCAAGAUCAAAUUAAAGGAUGAUACUUUAGGAUUGGGUGCCAAGAAGAACCAAACUGAAAAUUGGCUAGGAAAUACUGAUGCUUUCUCUCGUCUUUUGGCUGAUCUGAAUAGUCGAGAAACAACUCCAGUGUCAAAUCCUACUGAAGAAGAAGAAGAAGACAACGAUGGCAACAAAGAUGAUACCAACCCGAGAAAACGAAAAGCAACUGAUGACGACGAAGAUGAAAAGAAGAAGAAGAAGAAAAAGGCCAAGAAGGACAAGAAAGACAAGAAGGAAAAGAAGGAAAAGAAGAAUAAAAAGGAAAAGAAGGACAAAGCUGAAAAGAAGGCCAAAAAGGAAAAGAAAGACAAAACGGAAACACCUGUCCCCAUGCCUUUGCGAAAUGCUGCCCGUGCAAAAUUCUUAAAGGCGAAACGAAUGGCAACCCAACAUGAUCCUGCAAGAUUGAACGAAAUUCUUGGUAUCAAGGCUUAAAUUAUUGCCUCAUCCAGCAUCCCCCCAAUUUAUAUAUUAUUUGUAAUUUAGAUUCACAUAUUGAUAGUUUUAUUCCUUUCUUUUUUUUUUUUUUGGCAUUUUAUCAUCUUCAUCAUAAUAUUCAUACAUAAUUUUAUUCUUAGUAUCCCAAAUAAACUUUCUCUGGCAAUUCUCUAGAAUUUUUUUUUUAUAUAUAUCAAAAUUUAAUUCAACAUUCAUAUUGUUUACUCAUGUUAGAAAUUG
Messenger RNA from Halteromyces radiatus, 979 nucleotides. Its product is annotated as putative telomerase inhibitor. Gene Ontology annotation, molecular function: nucleic acid binding; telomerase inhibitor activity. Gene Ontology annotation, biological process: regulation of ribosome biogenesis. Lineage: Eukaryota; Fungi; Mucoromycota; Mucoromycetes; Mucorales; Cunninghamellaceae. The record is from RefSeq and is a predicted model, not a curated record. Gene Ontology annotation, cellular component: nucleolus. The coding region runs from base 98 to 736 and encodes 212 amino acids. The transcript has 2 exons.